AUGAAGGUCCUCGUCCUCCUCGCUUUCGUCGCUGUGGCCCGUGCCGGCUACCUUGGCGCCCCAGCCGCCGUUGUCGCUUCCGUCGCUGAAGCCGGACACUCAAACAGCCACCGCGCUCAGGACCUCGUUGGCAACUACAACUUCGGCUACAACGAGGCUCACACCACUGGCGGAUCAUCCCGUCAAGAGACUGGUGACGCUUUCGGCAACAAGGUUGGCUCCUACAGCCUCACUGACGCCGACGGCCGCGUCCGUGUUGUGAAGUACGUCGCUGACGCCGCCGGUUUCCGUGCCUCCGUCUCCACCAACGAGCCAGGAACUGCCCCAUCCACCCCAGCUGCCGCCGGAUACAACGCCCCAGUCGUUGCCCCAGCUCCAGUCGCUGCCUACGCUGCCCCAGUUGCUGCCGUUGCCACUGCCCCAGUAGCUGCUUAUGCUGCUCCAGUCGCUGCCUACGCUGCUCCAGUCGCUGCUCCAGUCGCUGCUUACGCUGCCCCAGUGGCUAAGGCCUACGCUGCCCCAGUUGCCGCUUACGCUGCUCCAGUUGCCGCCGCCGCUCACGUUUACGGCCCAGCUGUUGCUGGCUACGGUGCCUACGGUGCCUACGCUGCCCCAGCCGUCUACGGCAAGGCUCUUGCUCACGGUGCUGCCUACGGCCUCGGAUACGGUGCUCACGCCAACUCCCACAGCCUUCUGAAUGCAAUCCUUCACAAGGAAGUGGUCAGCUCAAAGGUUAACGCUUGGUCUAGCUGUGUCCUGAGUUCUGAGGGCCGUACCCUGUACUCCUCCAUGCAGGUAUUCGUCUUCCUCGCUCUCGUUGCCGUUGCCCGCGCUGGCUUCCUUGGCGGACCAGCUGCCGUUGCUGCCCCAGCUGCUGUGGUAGCUACCGCUGUUGAGUCUGGACACUCCAACACCCACAGGUCUCAGGACCUCGCUGGUAACUACAACUUCGGCUACACCGAGGCCCACACCUCUGGCGGCUCCUCCCGCCAGGAAUCUGGUGAUGCUUUCGGUAACAAGGUCGGAUCCUACAGCCUUCACGAUGCCGAUGGACGCGUCCGCGUUGUGAAGUACGUCGCUGACGCCGCUGGCUUCCGUGCCUCCGUCUCCACCAACGAGCCAGGAACUGCCCCGUCCACCCCAGCUGCCGCUGGCUACAACGCCCCAGUCAUUGCCCCAGCUCCCCAAGUCGCUGUCGCCGCUGCCCCAGUUGCCUUCGCUGCCCCAGUCGCUGCCUACGCUGCUCCAGUCGCCAGGGCGUUUGCCGCACCAGUCACCGUCGCUGCCGCUGCCCCAGUCGCUGCCUACGCCGCUCCAGUUGCCCACUACGCUGCCCCAGUCGCUAAGGCCGUUGCUGCCCCAGUUGCCGCCUACGCCGCCAAUGUUGCCGCUCCAGUGGCUGCUGCUCACGUCUACGGACCAGCCGUUGCCGGCUACGGCUACGCCGCCCCAGUCGCUAAGGCUGUUGCUGCUCCAGUCGCUGCCUACGCCGCCCCAGUAGCCGCUGGCUACUACGGUGCUUAUGCUGCCCCUGCUGCCUACGCCCACGGUGCUUACGGCCUUGGAUACGGCGCACACGUCAAGCAUUUCUUCUAGGCCAUAUAUGAAACAUUAGGACUAUUUAUAAGAUCGGGUUUUCUACUGUAUUAUGUUUUUCUGCUCACAGUGAAGUCGCACGACAUCCCCUAAAUAUCUGCUAUCUCAGCUUCCUCUGUCAUGUACAUCUGAAAAGUUUUCGUCACGCCGUCCUUCUAUGUUUACUCGUGCGUUACAACUGAGUCUAUCUCAAGGCAGCUACAUGUGUUGUGACCUGUGUAAUAUAUGCAAACUUACUACUGCAAAUAAAGCAUGUAUUAUGUUCCAAGUAA
This is a messenger RNA of Ornithodoros turicata, 1868 nucleotides long. RefSeq names its product calphotin-like. The coding region runs from base 1 to 1596 and encodes 531 amino acids. NCBI's taxonomy places the organism in Eukaryota, Metazoa, Arthropoda, Arachnida, Ixodida, Argasidae. Gene Ontology annotation, cellular component: chitin-based extracellular matrix. Gene Ontology annotation, molecular function: structural constituent of chitin-based larval cuticle. The record is from RefSeq and is a predicted model, not a curated record. The transcript has 6 exons.